Molecule: messenger RNA, 993 nt
Organism: Corylus avellana
Lineage: Eukaryota; Viridiplantae; Streptophyta; Magnoliopsida; Fagales; Betulaceae
Biological process (GO): positive regulation of DNA-templated transcription
Cellular component (GO): nucleus
Molecular function (GO): DNA-binding transcription factor activity; transcription cis-regulatory region binding
Source: RefSeq, a predicted model, not a curated record
CCCUCCUCCUUUCUGUUUUACCAACAUUCUGAGUCUUUAGCAAAUGUUGUCCGCAUAUCGGGUCCCCUUGCCGGUGGAUACCAUGUUCGGAAACCCAUUUUCGGCUUUCGAUGCCGGCUUUACGCCCUGGGACUGCCCCCAAUUCUUGCCAACCAUCCAAUCCCCUGAACCUGUCAUUUCGAACUGCGGUUCUCCCACAUGGGAACCGGAUGCUUUUCAUUCUUCCAAACCGGUCAUUUCUAGUUCCGGUUCGGAUGAUCCGGACCCAAACCAAACCCCGAAUCAUGUGAAUUCCAAUUCCAAUUCCGGUUCCGGUUCGGACGAGCCGAAACCUAGACGAGAUGUGCCUCCUGUGGACGAGCGGAAACGGAGGCGGAUGAUAUCGAACCGGGAAUCGGCCAGGAGGUCACGCAUGCGUAAACAGAAGCACUUAGAAAACCUAAGGAACCAGGUGAACCGGUUUAGGAUCGAAAACCGGGACCUUUCGAACCGCUUGCGCUUCUUUUUGUAUCACUGGCACCAUGUACAGACAGAGAACAAUCAGCUCCGGUCCGAAUCCCACGUGCUCCGACACAAACUGUUUGAGAUAAGUCGAAUUUUGGCCUUCCGGCGACUGCAACAAUCCACAACUGCAUGGCCAUGCAACACUGCUACGUCCGAACCAAUCCCACCAUUAAUUGCAUGAUCUUAACUAUAUAUAAUAACGGCUUGAUCAGUUGAACCUAAAAACGAGAACAAAGAGUCCUCUAGUCUCCCUCUUCUCUCUCUCUCUCUCUCUCUCUCUCUCUGUAUAUCAGCUGUUAAAUUAAAGAAAAUGGUGGGGUAGUCAGUGCGAUUUUUGGGAAAGAAUGGUUUGGAGAAAAUGUCAGUCUUCUGCGAAACUAGGGUUAUUAUAAUGUUGUGUAAAAACUUUAGUUAGUGUUUGGUGUAUUAAAGCAUAUAUUUUAUUAUUUUGCUCUUUGUCUAGUGUUAAAAUGAAUAUGGUACACUAAA